AUGUAGAAAUACGUUGCUCUAUCAGUACAGCCACUGUGGGACAAGUACAUAUUUGAAGAAAAUGUUGAUUCCGGCGCCUUUGGUUCUGUAAAAAAAGUUAAGAACACUUAAGACGGCAAAUUCUACGCAAUGAAAACUCAAAAUAUCAAAGCGCUAAUGACAAGAGUGCCAAACAAUUACAGCAAUGAGAUGGUCCGUAUAAUUCGAGAGAUUAACACAUUCAGACUAAGCCAUCCGAACAUAACAGAAUUCAAAGAAUCUUACUUCACCGACGAAGAUGAGUUUGCCAUUGUUACAGAGCUAGCAGAAACAAAUCUCCAAGCAUUCAGAGAAAACACACAGCUAAACAAUGCUCAGAUUGCUGACAUAAUGAUCUAGAUACUUAAAGGGACUAUCCAUCUCCACAACUAAAAUAUCAUGCACAGAGAUCUAAGUCCUGAUAACAUUUUAGUCUUUGAGAAUGGCUAAAGAUUCAAAAUUUGCGAUUUUGGAAUGGCCCAGUUGUUAUCCAGCACCAGAAAUAAAUUCAAGCGAGUAAUUCAGCUAUAGCACUUAAGUUGA
Messenger RNA from Stylonychia lemnae, 561 nucleotides. NCBI's taxonomy places the organism in Eukaryota, Ciliophora, Spirotrichea, Sporadotrichida, Oxytrichidae. The record is from the annotation of a GenBank genome assembly.